Diceros bicornis minor is the source of this 3871-nucleotide messenger RNA. Its product is annotated as toll-like receptor 12. Bases 2 to 2731 code for a protein of 909 amino acids. Gene Ontology annotation, cellular component: membrane. Gene Ontology annotation, biological process: inflammatory response; toll-like receptor signaling pathway; immune response. The record is from RefSeq and is a predicted model, not a curated record. The transcript has a single exon. NCBI's taxonomy places the organism in Eukaryota, Metazoa, Chordata, Mammalia, Perissodactyla, Rhinocerotidae. Gene Ontology annotation, molecular function: transmembrane signaling receptor activity; protein binding.
GAUGGGCAGGCACUUGCUGCUUCCUGGUCUGUUCCUGUACCUUCCCUUGACUGCAGGCUGGACAGCUUCUAACUGCCUGGUGACUGAAGGCUCCCGGCUGCCUCUGGUCUCCCGCUUCUUCCUGGUCUGCCCCUUGGACUCCAGCCUGCCGCUCCUUGCAGCAUGCUACUCAGUGACUAAUCUGACACAGGCCUUGGAGGCUGUGCCACAGAGCGUGGAGGGGCUCUGUCUUGCUGGUUCCACUUUGUUUCUGCACCCGGACGCCUUCUCCCACUUCCCUGGGCUCAAGGUCUUAGGGCUGAAUCUGCGUCUCACCCAGCUCCUGCCAGAAGCUCUCCGGGGCUUGGGGCAGCUGAAGCAGCUCUUUUUCAUAGGCCUCCGCACGAAUCACCUCUUCCUACCUCCUGAUGCCUUUGGCAACCUAAGCUCCCUCCAGCACCUUGCCUUCUUGGGCCCCUGCUUGGAUGGAAACUUGGGUGUCCGGUUGCCUCCCGGUCUACAGCGGCUAGAUGUCAAGAACAGUUGCCUUCAGAAUGUAGGGAAAUUGGCCAACAUCUUCCCAGACCUGGUGCUUGGGUCCUCCUCUGGUGAAGCUUGGACUCUGGACAUGUUGGACCUGUCAUUCAACAAUGGGCUGAAGAUGGCCAGUCCUGGGGCCCUCCAGGGCCUCAAGCUGGGGACUUUGCGUCUGGACCACACAAAGAUGGAGGCAGCUGCAGUGGUGGGACUGGGGCUGCAGAGACUGGACACUCUGUCUGUGAUAAAGACUGACACGGCUGAGCUGCCUGCCAGGGCAGUUGCCUACUUUGAGCUACAGGAGCUGAAUUUGGGAUCCACUCUGAUAGGGCACAUAGCUCUGGAGGCCCUGGCUUCCUGCUACAGCCUAAGGCGCUUGGGUCUUGAAAGCAGUGGCCUGACUGACCUGCCACCAGGUUUGCUGGCUGCCAUGCCCAGGCUUCAGAGACUGAACCUGUCCAGCAACCAACUGCAGAGUGUCAUGCUGUGCACGAAUGAGACAGGGGCUGUGUCAGGACUGUGGGCCCUGGAUCUGUCAAAGAAUGGGCUGCAUACCCUGUCCCCAGCCACCUUCUCCUGUUUGCCCCAUCUACGGGAGCUGCUACUUCAGGGAAACCAGCUGGUUUGUCUGGAGGGCCAGGUAUUCCAGGGCUUAAGGAGGCUGGAGAUGUUGGACUUGGGCGGGAAUCCACUGGUAGCCCUGGGCGAUGGCUGGUUGGCUCCUCUGCCUGCACUGACCACCCUAAACCUGUUGGAUACCCGCAUGGUGUUGAGCCCAGGCUGGGACUUCCAGGGCCCAGAGAGUCUGCACAACUUGAGCCUGCAGCUCCCCUCUGGCCCUUCCAGGGUAGCAUUGUCCCUGCCCAUGAGGCUGAGGAGCUUGGAGCUUCAUGCAGCCUCAGGCAGGGAGCAUUGGAAGCUGGCUUCUAACGUUUUUCCAGUCUUGCAGACCCUGACUCUAAAAGGCUGGGGACUGCAGCUGGGGACCCAGAAUGUCUCCGAGAUCUUCCCUGCCCUUCUCCAACUCUCCCUGCUUGGCAAUAGCUUGGAGGCCCUCUGCUCCCAGGACACCUCUAGCUUCUUCCUCUGGCAACUCCCUAGGCUCCAGUAUCUGAGGGUAUGGGGGGACAGGCACAGCCCUAGGCCCUGCUGCAUCACAGGGCUUCCCAGCCUACGGGAGCUGAAGCUGCAGGCACUGCAAUCCCGAGCCCAGCCCCGCCCUGUGCGGCUUGAGGAGCUGGUGGGUGAGCUGCCCAGGCUUGAGGUGCUGCAUCUGGCCCAAACGGGGUUGGAGACACUCUCUGCCGCUGCUUUCCAGGGCCUGGGAAGUCUCCAGGUCUUAGUGCUAGACUGGGAGACAGGACUGGUGCUGGAUGGCAGCCUCCAGGAGCAUAGUCCCCAGAUGCCCCAGUACAUGUAUAUUCUGACUGCAUCCUUGGCCUGCCAGUGUGCCAAUGCCUGGGUGGGUCCUUGGCUUGAGCGGUCCCCCAGGACAUACAUACACAUAAAUUCAAAUCAGCUGUGCCAGCCAGAACCUGGGGGCCGCUCCAAGAAUCCCCUUUUCCCCUUUCUCCAGAGCCACUGCCCCAAGACUUCAGGGUUGGGACUCUUUUUGGGCAGCUUCGCCUUGCUGCUUCUGCUAAUCUCUUUGCCCCUUCUACAGGAAGCCAGGAACUCCUGGAUCCUCUACCUCCAGGCCUUGUUCAGGGCUUGGCUGCAGGGCCUGAGGGGUCGGAGGGAUGAAGGCCACAGGUUCCUCUAUGAUGUGUUUGUGUCGCACUGCAGGCAAGACCAGGGCUGGGUGGUGUGGGAGCUGCUGCCUGCUCUGGAGGGCUGCCCUCCAGCUGGCUGGGGGCUGCGCCUCUGCCUCCCUGAGAGGGAUUUUGAGCCAGGCAAGGACGUGGCUGACAAUGUGGCAGAGAACAUGGCAAGCAGCCGGGUUGUACUCUGCGUGCUGAGUCGCCAGGCCCUGAACACCCCACGCUGCCGCCUGGAGCUCCGCCUUGCCACCUCCCUCCUGCUGGCUGCCCCCCAGCCCCCAGUGCUGCUGCUGGUCUUCCUGGAGCCUGUCUCCCGCCACCAGCUCCCCCGCUACCAUAGACUGGCCAGGCUGCUCCGCAGAGGAGACUACUGUGUGUGGCCCAAGGAAGACGAAAGAAAGGACGAGUUCUGGGCUUGGCUGGGGAGCAGGCUGGGGAAGCCUGGGUUGGGCUAGAGUGGGUGCAUGUGGGUUGGAGGGUGGGGAUAUGAAAAACAAGCCAGCCUGGUAGGGAGAGAGUGGGUAUGUGUGGGUGCGUGAGACCGAACUCAGCUUCUGGUGGGCGGUGGGGUGCUGCCUGUGUAGGGAGGAUCAACCAGUGGCUUUGGGAACACAGGCUUUGGGAAGGCUCUGGAGGCUGAAUGAGAACAUUUGGGAGAUGGCAAGUGGCCAGGGGGUAUGUGAUGUGAUCUCAAGAUCUCUAAAUCCUCAGUAAAUUUACUAAAUCCAUGAGAUGCUUGACAUAGUUGGACUUUUUGAUGGAAACCCACCUGAUGCAGAAGGCGAAGGGGCUGGGGUCGUGCAAACUGUAGCCCACAGGAAAUAAAGUUAGGAAUUCAUGGAGAGCACGGGGAAGGAAGGAGGCUCUAAGCACUCCUAAGCUGUGGCACGGGGUCCAGGUCAUUCAACCAAAUCUUCAAGGGGCAGAAGAGCUCCUUUUGCCAUCUGGGUUAUAGAGGACUACGACAGCUGAGGACCAAAAAGCUGGGAUGCUGUCCAGGAGGCAGCAGACUGAUCGCCUGUUCCCUUGAUAAAAACACGAAGGCAUGGUCAUAUCUUUCAUCCUGUUUGAGCCUCACAGCAACACUGGGAGGUGGCACCCACUCCCUUGGUGCUCUGUGCUCUAGCUAUACUAGACUACUUGUCGCUCCCAGAACACCAUGUGCUCUUGCCUCUGGGCCUUUGCACACGCUGCUCGUUUACCCCACAACACCCUUUCUCCCAAUUUCUUUUCUUUGGGGAACUACUAUGUAUCCUUUAAGAUUCAGCUCAGUCCUCACUUUCUCCAGAAGCCUUUCCUGACCUCCCAGCCUGGGUAAGAUGCUGCCUCUGGGUUCCCGCAACUUCCUGCACUUACCUUCCUCAAAGUACUGAUCACAGUGUACGGGUCCUCACUGGUCUAGGGGUCCUGAGAGCAAUGGUCUCCAAAGGGGGGUGCACAAGACAAGCCACUGGGGUUUAGGAAGAAAAUGUUAAAACUUUUAUUCCUAUUUUGUUUUAAGUCUCACUUUAUUCUGAAGCGAGACUGCCUGCUUUUUAGCCAUUAUGGCUUUGUUAUGUUCCUUAGCCUCUGUACCUCAGUUUCCUCUUCUGUAA